AUGGGGUACUACUUGGCCAAUGACAUAUACCCAAGGUGGUCCGUUUUUGUGAAGAUGUCCAGCUGCCCAGUGGGUGACAGGAACGUGUUAUUUGUGGCAAAGCAGAAGGGUGCGCGGAAGGAUAUGGAGCGGGCUUUUGGUGUGCUACAAUCGCAGUGGGAAAUAGUGAAAGGUCCGACGCGUUUCUGGUUCAAGGAAGUCAUCGCCGAUGUCAUGUAUGCGUGCAUCAUCUUGCAUAACAUGAUAGUCAAACAAGAAGGUGGAAGUGUGACUGAUUGGGGCGAUGAUGAAGGUGGAUCUAGCUCCAGCACGGCAACCCCACCUCACGUUCGAGGAUUACCGAUGGGCUUCAAUGAGGUUCUAUCUAGACAGACCUCAAUGCGCAGCCAAUAA
This is a messenger RNA of Salvia hispanica, 393 nucleotides long. The record is from RefSeq and is a predicted model, not a curated record. Lineage: Eukaryota; Viridiplantae; Streptophyta; Magnoliopsida; Lamiales; Lamiaceae.